Rattus rattus (black rat) is the source of this 423-nucleotide messenger RNA. Its product is annotated as lymphocyte antigen 6B-like. Gene Ontology annotation, cellular component: plasma membrane. The transcript has 3 exons. Gene Ontology annotation, molecular function: acetylcholine receptor binding; acetylcholine receptor inhibitor activity. The record is from RefSeq and is a predicted model, not a curated record. The coding region runs from base 37 to 423 and encodes 128 amino acids. Gene Ontology annotation, biological process: acetylcholine receptor signaling pathway. NCBI's taxonomy places the organism in Eukaryota, Metazoa, Chordata, Mammalia, Rodentia, Muridae.
GGAGCCCUGGGACGUGAUUGGAAGUCUAUUAACUGGAUGCAAUUUCCAAGGUUUUCUCUGUGCACCCCUUCUCCGAGGAUGAACAGUUCUUGUGCUAUGAAGUCGUGUGUGCUCAUCCUUCUCCUGCCCCUACUGUGUGCAGAAAGAGCUCAGGGCUUAAAGUGCUACAGUUGCAUAGAAGUCCCACUUAUUUCUACCUGCUCAUCAGCUACCUGCCCCUACCCUGAUGGAGUCUGUGUUUCUCAGGUGGAAGAAACUGUCAUGGACUCUAUAAGACAGAAAGUAAAGAGCAAUCUCUGCCUUCCAAUCUGCCCCAAGAGUACUCAAAUUAUUUGGAUCCUGGGUAUCGUUGUCUACUCGAAGAUUUCCUGUUGCAAUAGAGAUAUUUGCAAUGCAGCAGUUCCCAAUGGAGGCAGCACCUGA